GACGGACCAAUACCAAAUCACUAUACACUUCCUCUAUAAGUGCACUAUAUAAAGUUUAAUAGUUUGCGCGGACAUUUUCACACUAAUUUACUCGAUCAUAUAUAAACCUACAGCGCGGUGUUAUAGCAUUUUUAUUCUUUUGCAAAUACAGGGGAGUGUUUUUCUAUUUCGUGAAGUGCACCUAUGUAGAGAAGAAGUAAGAUUUUGAGAUACAGCCCGGGGGAAGUCUGAUUGACUGGGAGAAGCUCAGCAGAGAGAAAGCCACCGUGUAAACACACCGGGUUCACGGUUCAACUUUUUUCCCCCCAGAGCAGCUUCAAGGGAGGAAAUGGCGUCCCGGUCCGUGUCCUCUUCCCCUGACUCGGCGACAGGAUGGGGAUCCGACUCGGGGAGGCCUGAGCCGGGUGAGGAGCGCAGUGUGGAGUCCGGUAGCGGCUCGGGGAUGGAAGGAGAAGAGCUCGAGCGCGAGUUUGAGUGCGCCGCAGAGAGAGUGCGCGAGCUCGUGCAGACCGCGAGCAGGGAUGAGCUUCUUUAUCUGUACGCCAGGUACAAACAGGCCACUGUGGGGAAAUGCAACACACCCAAGCCGGGGUUCUUUGAUUUCGAGGGUCAGAGGAAGUGGGGAGCAUGGAAGCAGUUGGGUGAUAUGAGUAAGGAGCAGGCCAUGCAGGAGUACAUUUCAUCUGUUCACACACUCGAUCCAGAUGGAUUUAAGGGUUCGUCCGAAAGAAGGAGAGGAGAGCGCAGGACAGCAUUCGGUGGCGCAGCAGUGAGCUGUUUGUACCAGCAAGAGACGAUCAGGGAGGAGGAUAAGAACAUAUUUGACUACUGCAGAGAGAACAACAUUGAGCAAGUUCGCUCGGCCCUUAGCACCCGCAAUGUCGACGUCAACACCAAGGAUGAGGAGGGUCGAGCGCUGCUACACUGGGCAUGUGACCGAGGACACAAAGAACUUGUGACUUUCUUACUGAACAACAAUGCCAACAUUAACAGCCAGGACAAUGAAGGUCAGACUCCUCUGCAUUAUGCGUCUGCGUGUGAGUUUGGGGAGAUAGUGAAGCUCCUCCUGCAGAGCGGUGCUGAUCCCUCCAUUAAAGACGGAGAAGGUUCUCUCCCCGAGGAAGUGACAGAGUCCAGUUCAAUCUCGUCUCUCCUCCGACAGUACAGCGCUCCCAAAGGAUAAAACACACACUCUCUCUCUCUCCCACACACACACACACACACACACACACACACACACACACACACACACACACACUCUCUCUCUCUCUAUAUAUAUAUUUUUUCCUUCACCUGUAUCACUUCACCUUUAUUACUUCCUUUCUCAGUCUCUGUUGUAAUGAGGACAGAGCUGAACCUGCUGUGUUUCUCGAGACAGUAUGUGGGUUAGGGUUUAGGGUUUAGAGUUUAGGCAACAAGUUGAGGGUAUCAGUAGGAAUCUGUGUUUGUGCUUUGUCCAAAUAUUCCACUGUGAGUUCAGUCCUUAAAGCUAUGAUUCUUUAUUGAACAGGGUUUAAGGGAUUUCGAGUUAACAGUUUUCAGGGUUGGGGUGUAGGAGUUCAUAAAUUUAGGUCAAUUUGCUAAUCUGUAAACCCUCAAAUUUAACAAAUAAACACCUAAAUUGCUAAUCCCUAAACCCUAAUCCCCAAUUCUAACACUCAUUCGUUGAUGCAGAAUAAACAACAAUGAGCUGACUUAUCUUUACACCUGCCAUAUGUAGUGAACUUACUGCUAAGUGUGACACACACACACACACACACACAUACACACACACACAAACGGUUUUAUUUAAAAACAACAAAGGUUAUACAGUGUUAUUGUUCUAUUAAAAUUGCUGAAUAAUAAAA
Silurus meridionalis is the source of this 1847-nucleotide messenger RNA. RefSeq names its product acyl-CoA binding domain containing 6 (gene acbd6). The record is from RefSeq and is a predicted model, not a curated record. NCBI's taxonomy places the organism in Eukaryota, Metazoa, Chordata, Actinopteri, Siluriformes, Siluridae. Gene Ontology annotation, molecular function: protein binding; fatty-acyl-CoA binding. The transcript has 8 exons. Bases 329 to 1183 code for a protein of 284 amino acids.